Messenger RNA from Orbicella faveolata, 3650 nucleotides. RefSeq names its product solute carrier family 12 member 4-like. Lineage: Eukaryota; Metazoa; Cnidaria; Anthozoa; Scleractinia; Merulinidae. The record is from RefSeq and is a predicted model, not a curated record. Gene Ontology annotation, biological process: potassium ion homeostasis; chloride ion homeostasis; potassium ion import across plasma membrane. Gene Ontology annotation, cellular component: plasma membrane. Gene Ontology annotation, molecular function: potassium:chloride symporter activity.
CCAAGAUGGGUACACUUAUGGGUGUAUACCUUCCUACAAUCCAGAACAUAUUUGGUGUCAUCCUGUUUAUUCGUUUGUCAUGGAUAGUAGGCAUAGCAGGAACUCUACAAGCUUUCUUUAUCGUCUUCAUUUGUUGCUGUUGUACUAUGUUGACUGCCAUUUCUAUGAGUGCCAUCGCUACAAAUGGAGUUGUUCCAGCUGGGGGAGCUUAUUUCAUGAUUUCACGAGCCCUUGGGCCUGAAUUUGGUGGUGCUGUUGGGUUGCUCUUCUACCUUGGAACCACAUUUGCUUCUUCUAUGUACAUCCUUGGAGCAAUUGAAAUACUCUUGACAUACAUGGCUCCGUCGAUGUCACUCUUUGGAGAUGUUAGGUCAGGAGGUGGUGCUCAGUCCCCAGUGAUGUUAAAUAACAUGCGCGUGUAUGGCUCUAUUCUUUUGGUCUUCCUCAUAGCAGUUGUAUUUAUUGGUGUCAAGUAUGUCAACAAAUGUGCCUCUCUCUUCCUGGUGUGUGUGUUGUUCUCUAUUCUGGCCAUUUAUCUUGGAUUUUUCUCUGCACAAGCAAGGGAAAUGCCCAGGACUUUGUUUUUUUCAAUAUUUGUAGAUAACUGGAAGAGUAAAUAUCUCAAGAAGGAUGAAGUCUCUCCAGGUGUAACGGCUGGUGAAUUUCAAGGAGAAGUGAGAUCAGACAUAACCACAUCUUUCUUCAUUCUAUUGGCAAUUUUCUUUCCUUCUGUGACUGGAAUAAUGGCAGGGUCUAACAGGUCUGGUGACCUGCGGGAUGCUCAGCAGUCAAUUCCUAAGGGUACAAUAGCUGCAAUUACCACAACAUCUGUUGUCUAUCUAACUUGUGUGUUGCUGUUUGGAGCAACUGUACAUGGAGAACUACUGCGGGACAAAUUUGGUCGCAGUAUCAAUAGUGUUAUGGUUGUAGCCGAGAUUGCUUGGCCUCCUACCAAAUGGGUGAUUCUUAUUGGUUCAUUUCUAUCAACUGUUGGUGCAGGCAUGCAGAGUUUAACUGGUGCACCCCGUUUGCUGCAAGCCAUUGCUAAAGACAAUCUGAUUCCGUUUCUGAAUAUCUUUGCUUAUGGUUCCAAGUCUGGAGAGCCAACUCGUGCCUUGAUGCUCACAGCUUGUAUUUCAGAAAUUGGAAUUCUGAUUGCCAACUUAGACUCAGUUGCGCCAAUUAUCACCAUGUUCUUUUUGAUGUGUUAUGGGUUUGUCAACCUGGCCUGUGUGUUGCAGUCGCUGCUCAGGACGCCAAACUGGAGACCACGAUUCAAGUAUUACCACUGGUUCACGUCGUUCGUGGGUAUGUGCCUGUGCUUGGCUCUAAUGUUCAUCUCGAGCUGGUAUUACGCGCUAGUCGCUAUGAUCUUAGCAGCUGCCAUUUACAAAUACAUUGAAUUCCAAGGAGCAAAGAUUGAGUGGGGAGAUGGUUUCAGGGGACUGGCACUGAGCGCAGCCAGAUACAGCCUGUUGAGAAUGGAGGAAGGUCCACCCCAUACUAAAAAUUGGAGACCUCAGAUUCUUGUUCUUUGUCCGCUUAAAAAGAAUUCUGAACCUGAAUCCAGUCGCCUGUUGAGUCUGGCGAGUCAACUUAAACAUGGGCGUGGUCUUACUAUAGUGGGGUCCAUUUUAGAAGGAGAUUUUAAGGAAAGAGCAGACGAUGUGGCUUUAGCAAAGGAGGUUUUACACGAUUGUAUGAAAGAGGAAAAAGUUAAAGGGUUCAUGAAAGUAAUCGUGGCUUCCACAGUGACAGAAGGAAUAUCAUUCUUAGCGCAGAGUUCUGGCCUUGGAGGCCUGGAGCCCAAUACACUGAUGAUCACUUGGCCUGAGAACUGGCGGGAAAGAUCACAGUGGAAGAGUUUUGUUCAUACCAUCCGCUGCGUGUCUAAAGGUCAAGAGGCGCUACUUGUAGCUCGCAAGAUAGACGCGUUUCCUAGCAACGCAGAACGCUUGGAAGGCAAUGUGGACGUUUGGUGGAUAGUACAUGACGGUGGUUUGAUGAUCCUGCUUAUCUUCCUUCUUAAACAGCAUAAAGUUUGGAGGAAAUGUAAUCUCAGAAUUUUUACAGUUGCACAACUCGAAGACAACAGCAUCCAAAUGAAGAAGGACCUGGAGUCCUUCAUGUACCAGCUCAGAAUCAAGGCUCAAGUUGAAGUCAUCGAAAUGAUGGACCAAGAUAUCUCGGAAUACACUUAUGAGCGUACACUAUUGAUGGAACAGCGGCAUCAAUUGUUACGUGAAAUGCAUCUCUCGAGAAAAGAAAGCAAGCGAGAAAUACAAGACGUGCUCGAACAUUCUCACAGCAGACGGUCACUCUCCGGACGAAAAUCGAAUUCCGAACGCAAAACUGGAAAUCAAACAGAGGACACGAGUAACCCUGACAACGAAUCGAACCUUGCCGAAAGGCUUCCGAGUACAUCCGAUAAGUAUACGAAAAGUGCCGAGAAAACUCCGACUGUGAGUGUCGAUGGUACCACGGAGUUCGGCGAUGAUAAGAGUAAAGCGAACACUGGAUACAGUACAACAUCAGCCCACGAGUUUGUCAUUUCUAGCGUUAACAAGGAUGAACUUGUAGAUAAAAACUGGGACAUUGAUCAGGGAAAGGAUGGCGGCAAUGCUUCGCCCAGGGCACAGGGCCAAAGUACGGCUGAUGGGAAAGAGAGCUUGAGAGGAACACCGAAGGAGAAGAAUUUAAGAAGAAUGAACACAGCAGUGAAGCUAAACCAGCUGGUGAAAGAUAGGUCAACAGGAACUCAACUUCUUGUUAUCAACUUACCUGGAGCGCCAACAGACGAGAACGACUGGUUGCACUAUAUGGAGUUUCUAGACGAGCUCACAGAGGGACUGGACCGAGUGCUCAUGGUGCGCGGUGGAGGACGGGAAGUCAUAACCAUUUACUCGUGACAUGAAUCACUUGGCUGGAGAUACCUUCAGUACAAUUGCUUUGCAGGAAAAAAAACUGCAGAAAAUCAGUUUUAUGAAACUCAUGGUAAAGAACUUGGAGAUAACUGCGGCCAGUUACAUUUCUGAAAAACGGAAGUUCGCGUACAUUUUUAUCAGUGUGGUUUGAUUACCGUGGUUUAAAUCUAUUUAUUAUUGUUGGGAUAACAGUAUUUAAGUUUUAACCUUUUAUUUAUUUGUGAGUGAAUACGUACAGAAUCAAGAAGUGUAAAUAAAGCUGUUCUUGAACAUUUUCUUUGAUUACAAAAAAGUAACGCAAAAUGGUGAGCCAUAAUUUGCGAGAAUCGGCGUUAAAAAACUGCAGAAUUACUAAAGGGUUUUUGUGUGAACGGAAAACGUUUUGUAGACGAAGCUUUUCCAAAACGAUUGCGUCACAAUAAUCGUGAUUGCCCUAACGAGGUUUUCCUCAAACUCAAAUCCAAAAUGACCGGCGAUUGUUGCGUUAUUAAAUUCCUCCGGCCUUGUGUGGACGGAAAGCAUUUGAUGCGUUUUCAGAGUGAAACCUCGCGAUCCGUUUUCUAAUUCCUCGGGCGUAGUGUGGACGGGGCAUAAGUCCAUACAUUCUCCUAAAAAUUUUGAGUUUAUCAACCCGCGUCACCAAAAAUACCCAUCUAUAGUGCAUCGGCCUCAAAUUUUAGGACCACUAUAGUCAUGGCCUUUCAACUUAAGGUCAUUCCACUGAAA